Monodelphis domestica (gray short-tailed opossum) is the source of this 1573-nucleotide messenger RNA. RefSeq names its product cofilin 2 (gene CFL2). Gene Ontology annotation, biological process: actin filament depolymerization. NCBI's taxonomy places the organism in Eukaryota, Metazoa, Chordata, Mammalia, Didelphimorphia, Didelphidae. Gene Ontology annotation, cellular component: actin cytoskeleton. The record is from RefSeq and is a predicted model, not a curated record. Gene Ontology annotation, molecular function: actin binding.
AUGGCCCUGUCUUCCCAGGGUUCCCUGCGUUCGCGGCUGUCUAGGUCUUGCCUCCCUGGAGCCACCGCCCUCCUCCUGCAGCCGCUCCCCCUGCUCCUCCUCUUCUUGCUGCUGCUCCUCCUCCUUUUCUCCUCCUCUCUCCUCCUCUUCUCCUCUCCCCAGUGCCACUGAGUGAGGAUCCGCUGCCGCAGCCUUUACGGUCCCGGGAACCAUGGCUUCUGGAGUAACUGUGAAUGAUGAAGUAAUCAAAGUUUUUAAUGACAUGAAAGUAAGGAAAUCUUCUACACAAGAGGAGAUCAAAAAAAGAAAGAAAGCAGUUCUCUUCUGUUUAAGUGAUGACAAAAAACAAAUAAUUGUAGAGGAAGCAAAGCAGAUCUUGGUGGGUGACAUUGGUGAUACAGUAGAGGACCCCUACACAUCUUUUGUGAAGUUACUACCUCUGAAUGAUUGCCGAUAUGCUUUGUAUGAUGCCACAUACGAGACAAAAGAGUCUAAGAAAGAAGACCUAGUAUUUAUAUUCUGGGCUCCUGAAUGUGCACCUUUAAAAAGCAAGAUGAUUUAUGCUAGUUCUAAAGAUGCCAUUAAAAAGAAAUUUACAGGUAUUAAACACGAGUGGCAAGUAAAUGGCUUGGAUGAUAUUAAGGAUCGUUCAACGCUUGGAGAGAAAUUGGGAGGCAAUGUAGUAGUUUCACUUGAAGGAAGACCUUUAUAAAAUGACAGUGAAGUGCCAUCCGGAAAUAGCUUCCAUUCUGCAGCUCCAUCAUUUGGAAUAGUUUUAGGUUUUUGCCCCCUAUCAGACCUUCCCAGAAAACAUAAAGAAGAUGUCAUUAAUUUAAGCAACCUACCAGUGAUUGCCAUUAGAUUGUUUCAUCCUGGUAGUUUUACGUAGAAUCCAAGGAAUGCCUUCACAUCACAUUUUAGCCAAAACAAAUUGGCAUUAUAUGCAUCCCUUGCAGAACUACGGUGAAAAUGAUAGUCAGUAUGAAUAGCUUAGAAACUGCAACGGGUUAGCUAAUUGAAUGCCUUGAAAGUAUGAUCCACUGGUCAGAUGCUAAACUUCAUUUCAGUAUUACUUAGAGUUGCACUUGAUUGCAGUUCCUGAAGUUCUUGUGCUUUGUACACCUAACCUGCCUUUAACACGCCUAUUGUGACACGGCAGCAUAUAUAUGCAUAUAUAUAUACACAUACAUAUAUGUAUAUAUGUGUAUAUGUGUAACUAUGCAUUGAAAGCACUUUUAUAAGUUUGUUCCCCUCAAAAAGGAAUGCCAAUUAAGUUGUCAUAACUGUCAUCAAAUUAUUGUAGUACCUCAGUGUUCAUUCCUGUUAUCUACAUAUCUUCCUAAAUGAAGUAGUUAAUGCCUUUUUAUUUUCCAUUGAAUGUACACUACAGAACAGGAGUAGGAGUUAAAGUGUUUACCAUGUGAGUCUUGCAACACUAAAGAUAUUUUGAAUAAUGUAGUUAUAAUGGCAAUUUCUGUAUGAAAAGAGCCUUAAAUGGAACAUUGUUUUUGAGAUCAAACUCCCCACCCCCACAAACUUGGCCACGUUGCAAUAAAACUUGUGGCUUAUUACA